Molecule: messenger RNA, 6043 nt
Organism: Lemur catta (Ring-tailed lemur)
Lineage: Eukaryota; Metazoa; Chordata; Mammalia; Primates; Lemuridae
Gene: MAPRE2
Product: microtubule associated protein RP/EB family member 2
Exons: 8
Coding region: 277-1278 (333 amino acids)
Biological process (GO): spindle assembly; regulation of microtubule polymerization or depolymerization; protein localization to microtubule plus-end
Cellular component (GO): microtubule organizing center; cytoplasmic microtubule; microtubule plus-end
Molecular function (GO): microtubule plus-end binding
Source: RefSeq, a predicted model, not a curated record
AGACCCGCUAGGCAGGAGGAGGGGGUCACUAAAAGCACUAUAUUGCAGUCACUGCAAAAUCAAGAGUUAAAUGCUUAGACCCGCGCCCGCCCGCGCGUGAGAGACGGAAGAAGAACUUUCUUGAUUUGCAUAGUAUCUGCCCCGGGGCCGCGCUGCGAGGCUGAGGUUCGGUCCCAGCCGGGGUGAAGCGCGCAGUGCCGUCCUGAUUGAGGUCAGACACAGCACCUACUAAUCUGAGGACCGGCGGCUUACAACUUUGCCGAGCAGGACACUGGAAUGAAACAGAACAGAGAUCAAAAGGGUCUCAUUUCCCAGAGGAACAGUUCAUUUCGACAGCCAGGGAGAGAGCCUGGAUGCUCAAGUUGGGGAAUGGCAGUCAAUGUGUAUUCUACCUCGAUAACCCAAGAGACUAUGAGCAGACAUGACAUCAUUGCAUGGGUUAAUGACAUAGUAUCUUUAAACUACACAAAAGUGGAGCAGCUUUGUUCAGGGGCGGCCUAUUGCCAGUUCAUGGACAUGCUCUUUCCAGGCUGCAUUAGUUUGAAGAAAGUAAAAUUUCAAGCAAAGUUGGAGCAUGAGUAUAUCCACAAUUUUAAACUUCUGCAAGCAUCAUUUAAGCGAAUGAACGUUGAUAAGGUAAUUCCGGUGGAGAAGCUAGUGAAAGGACGUUUCCAAGACAACCUGGAUUUUAUUCAGUGGUUUAAGAAAUUCUAUGAUGCUAACUAUGAUGGGAAGGAGUAUGAUCCCGUAGAGGCACGACAAGGGCAAGAUGCAAUUCCUCCCCCAGACCCUGGUGAACAGAUCUUCAACCUGCCGAAAAAGUCUCACCAUGCAAACUCCCCCACAGCAGGCGCGGCUAAAUCAAGUCCAGCAUCUAAACCAGGAUCCACACCUUCUCGUCCCUCCUCAGCCAAAAGGGCUUCAUCCAGCAGCUCAGCAUCCAAGUCUGAUAAAGAUUUAGAAACACAGGUCAUACAGCUUAAUGAACAGGUACAUUCAUUAAAACUUGCCCUUGAAGGUGUGGAAAAGGAAAGGGAUUUCUACUUUGGGAAGUUGAGAGAGAUUGAGCUACUCUGCCAAGAACACGGGCAGGAAAACGAUGACCUCGUGCAACGAGUAAUGGAAGUGCUCUAUGCUUCAGAAGAACAUAAAGAAAGAGAAGACUGCAGUGUGCCUGGACGCUGUGCUGGGUGCUUUCCAUACGCGGCGUGCGCGCGCGACUCUGCUGAAGAGGCUCGGGAGCAGCUAGCCUGCUCUGCUUUCUGCUUCCCCCGCUAAGGUUCAAGGAAUCGUCCUAGAUAUCGUAAAGCCUUCAAGCGUUUGCCUUUCUCCCUGCGGAUAACGAGUCCUGUUUCUCUGGCAGCCUCCCAGAAGCCCAGCCGGGUUCCAGCACUGGGGGAGUGAGCCUUGCUAAAGCGUCCACCCUUGCCCGCCUUCCCCUCGUGUCUGUGGUCUGGAAAGGCAUCACUUCUCUAAAAGCCGUGCUCAGUGCUUACGAGCACCCCGCUGCCAGCUCUGGGAAUCCUCCAUUUGCCCCCACCGUGCUUGACCCUGACGCUGUGUCCUGUUUUCAGGCCGUUCCCACAUUCGGGUGUCUGGUAGAGUUGCGGCCACGUGCAGGGGUGAUACACAUGGCGAAUGGGAAGAAAUGUCAGCACGUUGUUCAUGAUGCUGUUGGUCAGCUGUGCGCACAGAUCUGAGGUGGCAGAGAUGUCUGGUUGCCUUUCGCAGACUCCUUGAGGUGGUAGGAGGCCGGGUUUGUAGCCCACGCUCUGCAGGUAAACGCAGGUGGGCACGCGUUGACGUUUCAGGCAGGGGUAUUUGCCGGAGGGGAUCUCUCCCCUGAGUGACAACUUACCACUUUUAUUUAGUGAUGCUUGGUCUCUGAUUCCUAUAGUCAAGCCACCCUAGAAUAUGAUGUUUGGAAGAUGUGAAAAUCCAGAUGGGAGUUUUGAGUAGGGACGUCCACAGAGGUUAUUCAGUUCCUAGUUAUAGAAACAUGAUGGAAGUUUCCAGAGCAGAUCUUUAUCUUUUUCAUUUUAUUUUCCCUAGUACUUAACUUAUGGCCACAGGUGUCUAGCUUAGUCAUUGGCUACCUGCUCCCUCAUGGAUUCUGUCAGCUGAGGUGCACCAGCUUUAUAAACAGUUGUUUCCUCAGGUACUGGCUGCCAUGGGAGCCACUGUUAAACCAACCUAAUGACUGUUUCUCCUUCAACCAACACUGUUUGGAUGUGGGCUGUGUUUCUGUCACUGGAAUAUUUCUGUGCCUGGACUAAGCCCUGGGUACAUAGAAAAAGACACAACCUCUCUCCCCCACCAUCCCCUGAGGCGCUCACAGUCCCAGCGAGGGAGACAGACAGGGACGUGACUAACCGGGAUAUGUGUCAGAUUAUGAUACAUGUGAUAAUGGAGACAUAAAUAAACUCGUGCGGGGAGCAGAUAAAAACAGCCUGGAGGACCAAGCAGAGACUUCACAGUGAGGAUGGCAUUUGUGUUGCAUGCUGAAGGCCGCUGGGAAUCACAGCAGUUACAGAACUAAGCUAGAGUAUUUUGCAGGCAGAGGAAAGAGCAUGAACAGAGCAGAGAGGGAAGAACAGCCACUACAGCUGGCGAGAGUAGCGGGAGAUGACGCUGUGGAGCGCUGCCGCCCACAGCGGUGGGAGCAGGGUGUCAUGGGGGCUUCCCGAGGGCCCCUCCUCCCUUCUUUGUUCCCAUUUCCUCCCACAGUGGCCAACAGCCUUCUUCAAGACUGUCCUCCAACUUGCUUCUCUUUCUAAUGAUUAUAAGAAGAAUAAAGAGUUAUAACACACAGCUAAACAUUUAGAAAGAUGUGAUGGAUUGAUACGCACAUAUUAAAACUAAUGGACACUCUACUACAUUAGUCCCAUAUUUGGCAUAGGUUUUGCCUGACCUCCUACUCAUAUGUGGGAUUAAGUUCUUCAUUCUCAUAUAGGGCAUAAGAAAAAGAUUUUUUUUUUUUUUUGAGCCUACAAUAGCAUUGUGUGGGCUGGGAGCUCUCAGCUGUGAUGUGUAAUACCUCAGAAUGACAGGCGUGUUCUGCCAGACUUCCAGACUGCCUUAAUUUGCACCCCAAGCACUAGCAAUGUAUUGUUAAUCUGGGAGGUUUGCCCUUUAGGCUAGCAGUGCCCAGAAAGAGGGGUCUGGGGUCCACAGUUCCUGCAGGUGUACGACAUCACCGGUGGCAGUAUCCUGUGACUGGGACAUCAGCCCAGUGUGCGCUGGCGGCUGCCCUUGGCCAGCUGGAGACCUCAGAGCCAUAGACAAGGGCACCGAACCCACCCGCUUGCUGGACAUGUUCGGAAAGGAAGCCCAGCCUAGUAGUUUCCUGGUCCUAUAGCUUUUUACAGGCUCAACAGUUACUUGAAUCCAGAUCUUUCAACUUCAGCUAACUCCAUUAUCCCACAGUUAACUCCCAGUUGUGAUGUGAGCAAACUAGAUUUUCUGUAAAAUGUAAAACAGACUCUCAUUUCUGAGAUCCUUUCGGCAGUCUAACAUGCACAAAGACAAUUAAGUACUAAAAGCGUACUUCAGGCCAGCUGAAGUUUGAGCGGUACAAUAUGGAAGACACCACACUAGCACUCAGGAGUUCAGACGAUGAAUAAAACAACAUAACUCACCCGUGCGGGGCUCGGAGCCCAGCUGGAGAGACAGCUGUGUAGCCACCCCGCAGGAACACACGCAGGGCUGUAGCGCCCUCUGACAGAAGCAAGAACCGAGGAUGCAGAGCUUGGAGAGAGGAGCCAUCAAUCCAGGGAGGAGGCAGUGGGAGAGACUCCAGGGAGGAGCAGUGUUUCAUAAUUCAGAGGAGCAUGUGGCAGAACAGACAGGCGGGAGUGCCCUGUCCAGCGUUGCUGUUAAAGUCCCACGAGCAUUGGUUUCAUUCUUCUUCCCCAGAUGAGAGCAUGGACUGAGGGAGGCCGUUGAACUGUCUCCUGUCUGGCCCUGGCCCAGCAAGAAAUAUUCCGCUCCCAUGAGAGUGUGUGGCCUUCCUGCCAGUUGAGGCCCUAACUCUUUUGAGCUGAGAGGACCACCCUCAUGUGUGCCAGGCAGAGGGCAAAGCUGCUGGCAGAGGACGCUGCCAAGACUGCAGUUGCAGCGAUGCCUGGGGGCCCGGGGCUACCUGGAAGAAUGAGACUAAAGGGGAACUCAGGGCUCUGAGGUCCCCCUGAGAUCAAAGAGCAUCUGCAAUUAAGGAAUCCGGGAGUACAGAGGUCAGAAGGACUCACGAUGUGGUCAGAGUAGAGGCUGGUCCUUCAUAUUCCAGAGGCGGAGCAGUUCCAGGUGGUGACAACAGAGGGUGGUCACAGGCAUGGGAAAGCUCACAUUUACUAGACAAUGUGCCUCUUGGCACGGAGCCAGCAAGGGACAGUGCCAGAUUCGAUUCCAGUCUUCAAGAUGAUGUCAGUUUCUACUGUUGGUUGUCGCAGAAAAGGUUACUUUUCUUAAAAUUAUUUGUGCUUCUACAAUAUAUUUCAAAGAGUUCUCCCACUAAGAAAUAAUGAUCACAGCCCACAUUUAUAUUUACUAUGCGCCACACAUUCUUCUAGGCACUUACUUUAAAUUACUAGCUCCUCUGUUGGAGUCAAUGAGUGCAUUGAUUCAUGGAUCAAUGAACUGGAAAUUGUUCAUGGGUGCUCUUAUCCCUGAUUUUACAGGUGAGAAAACUGAGCCCCAGCAGUUAACUGAGCAGUUAAGUCACAUGCCCAAACUCACACCGCUGUAAAUAGCGGGACCAGGAUGUGAAGAGUCCAUGCUUAUAACCUUGACCUUACACUUACUGCCUCUCAGGAAGUAAGCAGCGAGUGGCCUUGGCUGGUAGUCUGAUUGUCUUGGUCAUCCACUUGAACCCACUGUGAUUCCUCCUCUCAACACAACACAGGCCUAGUCCUGCAGUAAGUGAGGUGUGGCCCGGAGGGCACCAGGGCCCUGUUCCUGCCUCCAGUAACCUAGGGAUCCUGUGGGGGAGGCCAGCAGAUUCAAGACUAACAAGCUUUCAAAUCAGUUUCCUAGCCCUAGAGGAAGAAGACAAGUGUGGCAGACUGGAGAGAAGUAAUUCUGGCUCGGGGAUGUGGGGAGAUGAUCGUUCCUCGUGCGAAUUGGCUACCAGCGGGUGCGUGCUGGGCUUCAGGAAGUGGGGGCAGAAGCCCUGCGCCCUGACGGAGGGAGCAUUGAGCUCCUCUUGAUUAGCUGUGCCCCCUCUGCUUGGGUAAGAAGAGCAAAUUAUUCUUUGUGAGGCCAGAACGUGAAAGAUUUGCAGAUGUGGCUAAGGGUGAUGCCCUCUGGAGUCGGUGUCUGUGUGCUUCACUGGGUUAGGCGCAGGAGCAAAUAGGUCACGUGGUGCCAAGGAGAGGAAUGCCUCACCUAUCUGGUUCCCAGUCAAUAAGCAGAAAGUAAGCCAGAAAGCCUCAGGCACCCUAAAUAGAUGUGCCAAAGCCCUUGAGCUAAAGAUCCUGAGCUUCCUUGUUGGGAGGGGCCUCCUUGCCCAGGGCGGUCCCUGAACCGUGGCUGAAGUACUUUCCUCACCCUCAGAAAUGCUAACAAGUUGCUUCUCUGGUGUCCAAGGCUACAUCAGAUUCGUAACAGAUUAUAACAGAGGGUCUCCUUCAGGCAGACACUACCAGGGUGACCACCCAAUGCCCCACAGGGGCCAGGGAUGCCAUUUAUGUCACAGCAGCUUCAUCUGUGGUUGUCAUGACACUCUUGGGUCAUUGUGUUGAGUUUACUUUUUCAUGGAGGGUAGAAAAGUAUGUAAUGUGCUCUAGGAAGGUUUCCUUCCAAAGGAAAAUAGUUUGGCCCUUAAAGCCUGAGGACUGUGCUUUGGAGAAUGAUUUGUUCUUUGGUGGCUCAGGGAAGCUAAGGUGUCCCCGUGUGUGUCAGCCCCUAGGAGCUGGGGGACAUUUGCAUGGCAAGUUGUGCCUAAGCCUGGUGCUCUCCAUAGUCCCACAUAGGCCGUUACCAUGGGCUGGGAUGUCACAGGGCCUCAGGCGCAGUGAGUUAUUUCAGCUGAACCUUCUCCCCUGCC